AGCACGGGCAUGAAGCUAUGGAAGAAGAGGUGGUUUGUGCUGUCUGAUAUGUGUCUGUACUACUACAGAGAUGAGAAAGAGGAGGGUAUACUCGGCAGCAUCCUCCUGCCUAGCUUCCGUAUAUCUAUGCUGUCUGUCGACGACCACAUCAACAGGAAAUAUGCCUUCAAGGCGACACAUCCCAACAUGCGGACCUACUACUUCUGCACAGACGCAGCCAAAGACAUGGAGUCUUGGAUGAAGGUGAUGACAGAUGCUGCCCUGGUGCACUCUGAGCCUAUCAGGAGGUCGCUCAAAGUGGAACAGUGCGGUCCUCAGGAUGUCAGUAACCAUGUUACCCAGAACCACAGACCGGUUCUAACCCGACCAGAGAUCCAGAACAACGAGCGGAACCGGACCGAGGUCGACAGCGAACAUCACACCGUCGCCGCCAUAACCACGGUAACCGCCGUCACUGCCGAGGAGGAGGAGGACAGGAAACAGCGUGACGCAGAGCGCUACGGGUUUCAGAAGGAAGGGGCGGAGAGGGACCGGCCGCUCACUAAGAUCAACAGCAUCAAACUAGAACCAGAUCAAGCUUCUGCUGUACCUGCUGACAUCACACCAGACGGGCCCUACAGAGCCCCACAGCUGAACGGUGCGGGAGACCAGAGCCCAGGGGAGAUGAUGACCAACCCCCAGCCCCAUCGGACCCCCUCUAUCCAGGGCAGCAUGACCCCCACCACCCCCCAGUACCCCCACGGGGAGCCUGAACCCAGGACCCUGACCAGGACCAACUCCAUGCAGCAGCUGGAACAGUGGGUCCGCACACAGAGAGUACGCAACCAGGAUGAUGACACACACAGUAUCAUGUCGUACCAGACACUGCCCAGGAACAUGCCCAGCCACCGAGCCCCUCCAGCCAUGCCCUACUACGGGGACCCGGGCUACCGUACCUUACCCAGGAACAGCAUGGCUCGGCCGGACAGUAUCUGCAGCAUGUCCCCCUCCAUGUAUGACCAGGCCAUGGGCCUGGGGCUGUCCUCUGCAGACAAGAGACGCUCCAUGAGGGAUGACACUAUGUGGCAGCUGUAUGAGUGGCAGCAGAGGCAGGCCUAUACACCCACACGGCCUAUGUCGUCCACUCCCAGACCGUACGGGACCCUGCCCAGCCCCAAGACCAUGAUCAACCUGUCUGAACACCAGGGUCACCAGGGUCACCACUCCAUCCCCCCCUCACCGUCCCAUGGGUCCCUGUCUAUGUACGGGGGCUACUCGCCCCUCCACUUCUCCUACAACCCCAGCUCCAGUAGGUCUGAGGUGGCCUUCCCUGUGUACCGGGGGGAUGUUACUAUAGACAGAAGACACAGGACUCCACAUCUCAACCAGUAUGCCUACCCGCCUGACAGGAGGUCUAUGCCAGCAGGGAUCCCUGUCCAGACCAUCACUGCCCAGUCUCUGCAAGGAAAAACGAUGAGCCCAGAGGACUACAGGGAACACGCCUACAUGUGCAGCCCGGAGGACGUUGACAUUGAUGCCAAGCUGAGCAGGUUGUGUGAACAGGACAAGGUAGUGAGGAUACGCGAGGACAAGCUCCAGCAGCUACACAGAGAGAAGCACACCCUGGAGACGGCCCUGCUGUCGGCCAGUCAGGAGAUAGAGAUGAGUGCUGAUAACCCAGCAGCCGUACACAGUGUUAUCCAGCAGAGAGACGUGCUGCAAAGUGGCCUGCUCAGCACCUGUAGAGAACUGUCACGAGUCAACACUGAGUUGGAGCGGUCGUGGAGGGAGUAUGAGAAGCUGGAGGGAGACGUCUCAUUGGCCAAGAACAACCUGCUGGAGCAGCUCGAGGUCCUGGGGAGCCCUCAGACCACCGUAGCAGAGGUGGAUGAAACCAACGGAGAGGACAG
Molecule: messenger RNA, 1889 nt
Organism: Salvelinus sp. IW2-2015
Lineage: Eukaryota; Metazoa; Chordata; Actinopteri; Salmoniformes; Salmonidae
Source: RefSeq, a predicted model, not a curated record